AUGCAGCAUCUGCCACCCAUUUUGCAACCCUACAUAUCCCAUUCUCACUCUAGGCAUCAAGUGGAAAGGUGGCAUGCGAGCAAGAAGAGACGGCCGGCCAAAGACGCCGUCACGGCGCAGUCUUCUCGCCCGUUAAAGAAGCGGCGUUCACACCACCGACAGAAAGCUGCAGCAGAAUCAUCAGCAGCACCAGCAACAGCCGCACGAGAAGAGGCGCUGCAGGCUACGAGCAGGGAGAGAGAGAGAGAGAGAGAGAGAGAGAGAGAGAGAGAGAGAGAGAGAGAGAGAGAGAGAGAGAGAGAGAGAGAGAGAGAGAGAGAGAGAGAGAGAGAGACGGGCAGAAGAAGAGGCAUGCAAAUUGCCCGUCUGGACCAAGAAGGGGAAAUCACAAGUUCUAGAGGAGGAUGUCUCGGAAGACGAUGA
Closterium sp. Naga37s-1 is the source of this 423-nucleotide messenger RNA. The record is from the annotation of a GenBank genome assembly. Lineage: Eukaryota; Viridiplantae; Streptophyta; Zygnematophyceae; Desmidiales; Closteriaceae.